AUGUGGAUCCUGGAGCUGGCGGGCAACGCGGCGCGCGACAACAAGAAGACGCGCAUCAUCCCGCGCCACCUGCAGCUGGCCAUCCGCAACGACGAGGAGCUCAACAAGCUGCUGGGCAAGGUGACGAUCGCGCAGGGCGGCGUGCUGCCCAACAUCCAGGCCGUGCUGCUGCCCAAGAAGACCGAGAGCCAUCACAAGGCCAAGGGCAAGUGAAGUCCAGAGAAGCUGGAGACUCAAGUCUUCAGUUGAAUCAAAAGGCUCUUUUCAGAGCCACCUCCGACUUCCUUGAAAGAACUGAACAUUUACCCAUCUUUCCUGAGUCACGCAGCACACGUUUAUUAUCCCCCAUUGCACCCCACUUCCUUAUUUUACAGAAAUAAAACCUUCCUU
Molecule: messenger RNA, 390 nt
Organism: Chinchilla lanigera (long-tailed chinchilla)
Lineage: Eukaryota; Metazoa; Chordata; Mammalia; Rodentia; Chinchillidae
Product: histone H2A type 1-like
Exons: 2
Coding region: 1-213 (70 amino acids)
Cellular component (GO): nucleosome
Molecular function (GO): protein heterodimerization activity; DNA binding; structural constituent of chromatin
Source: RefSeq, a predicted model, not a curated record